AUGGAUGAAUCAACGGACGCAACAGAUACUGCACAAGACUUCACAAUUGUAGAGGAAUUAGUCAAUGUCGUUGCACUUAAAGGUACAACACAAGGGACAGAUUUGUAUUCGAGUCUGACACAAACUUUGGACAAAUGUGAGUUAGCCUUCAGUAAUGUAUCUGCUAUAACCACGGAUGGUGCUAAAUCUAUGAAUGGAGAGAAAAUAGGAGUAACAACAUUACUCAAAUCUGAUGUGAAGGCAAGUGGAAAUAAUACUGUGAUGACUUUCCAAUGCAUCAUCUACCAAGAAAAUGAGUACAAGGCAUUUCAAAUUUGA
This is a messenger RNA of Stegodyphus dumicola, 318 nucleotides long. RefSeq lists its product as uncharacterized. The record is from RefSeq and is a predicted model, not a curated record. Lineage: Eukaryota; Metazoa; Arthropoda; Arachnida; Araneae; Eresidae.